This is a messenger RNA of Trichoderma gamsii, 738 nucleotides long. RefSeq lists its product as hypothetical. NCBI's taxonomy places the organism in Eukaryota, Fungi, Ascomycota, Sordariomycetes, Hypocreales, Hypocreaceae. Bases 1 to 738 code for a protein of 245 amino acids. The record is from RefSeq and is a predicted model, not a curated record. The transcript has a single exon.
AUGCCUGCUCUGCCGCCUUUUCCACGACGGCCGAUGGGCGAGCUUGCCAAAGCCCCCCUUGUCGCCUCUUCAUCGCUUCCAACAAGAGCAAUCGAUAGCGACGCCGCCACCCUCGUUGCUCGCCAGCAACAGUCGCCUACCUUCGUCGUCAUCCCCGAGACAUACAAUGCUACUCACAGCUCCCUCUCAACCGGCGCCAUCGUCGGCGUUGUCAUCGGCUCUGCCGCCGGCUUCAUCCUGCUGCUGCUGAUAUUGUACACCAUUCUCGGCUUUGGCCCGUUCUCCAGCCUCUUCCGCACCAAGGAAGUUGUCGAGACCAAAUCUUAUGUUUCACGAAGCAUGCUGAGCUCGGCACGCCCAAAGACCAAGAAACCCAGGAGAAAAGUACCCACAAUGCUGUCAAUCCGACGAGAGCGCACCACGAAGACGACCAAACGCAGGGCUGAGAGAAGAGGGAAAGCGCCCGAAGUAGUCGAGCCCAUGAGGAGAAAGAGGGAGCCGUCACCGCUGACCACCAUCACUUCAUCGUCCUCUGGGGCACCCGGCCGAGCACCGAGGGACCAUCUGCCCUCCGACUACGACGAAGAGAAUGAAGUGGUUGUUAUUGAAGAGACUGAGCCGUCCUCGAGACGGCACAGCCACAAAGCCGGUCCGUCGAGGAACACGGGCAAGGGAAGGAGAUCGAGCAGCCGGAGAUCUGGCUACAGCGAAGACGACGACAGGAGAUACCGCCGCUGA